AUGUCAAGCCAACAAGCCAUGUUGCAAAUCAGUGGUUUACCGCAGCAAGUGGAGUUAGCACCCCGUGCGAAUGCAGGCACAGCACCGCCCGAGUUUACUCGACGAAAGAACUGGUCUCAAAAUGUGCUUGAAAGUCUUCGGGAUGUGAUCCAUGUCCUCAGCCCAGAGCUCAAGCUCCUUUACUGCUCUCCAGCGUCGCGCGAGUUCCUGGGCUACCAACCGGGCGAAUUAACGGGCCGUGACUUUAGGGAGUACAUCCAUGUGGAUGACAUGGACGUGUUUACGCGCGACUUUCGUGCUGCAGAAAGUUCCGGCUCUUUGUUGCGCACGACGUUCCGUUUCCUUCGUAAAGAUGGCAAGUAUGUUACUCUGGAAACCCGCGGUCAUUUCUACAAGACUGGCUUCUUUGGGUCGGCCCGUAGUGUGCCUUCAGAAAUGACACGUAUGAUGAAUACGUUUUUGGACGCCAAGAUGGAAAAUGAGAUGUUGAAAAAGAAGAUUAUUCAGGCCAGAGCGGCUGCUGCUGCUGCUGCUGCUGGUGGUGGUGGUGUGGCACAGAGGCCUCUGGUUGGCGCUUCACCGCAGACGUCGGUGUCUGAUAUUACUGUGAGCAGCAGUCGUGCCUCUUUCUCGUCGAAUACGCCAGGCACCACGGCAAAGCAACAGCCAUCGUCUUUCAUGGGAAAGGAAGAAGAGGAAGAUGAAGAAGAAGAAGAAGAAGAAGAAAAAGCAGCAGAAGGCGCAGAGGAGAUGUUUGGCGAAGAUCAAUUCGAAGCACUUUUCAAUCCCAAUGUCUACACGCAAGGUGUCCUGAGCAACUAUGAUUUGUCUGCCUCCGUUUCUCUCUUUACCGGUCUUCAUUAUGAUCUGGGUGAACGCUCUCGCGGUAUUUCUAUGGGUAUUCCUGGUGAAUUGUUCAAUGCUUUGUCUUCUACUACUGCUCCAGAGGAUGCAGGUGUUCGGGACGACGAAGAAGGCUCUCGUGAUACUCCCAUGGCAGCCUCAGAAGCUACUGCUGAUAAGCUGAAGGUUGGUAAAAAGAGACGCGCUGAAGAAGAAGCGGAACGUAUUUGUACAGAUUGUGGUAGAACCGAUGCACCUGAAUGGAGACGAGGACCCAAGGGACCCAAAACUUUAUGUAACGCUUGUAGUAUCCGAUGGUCAAAGUCGCAGAAAGGCGGAGGCGCUUCUUCAAGUGCUAUGCAAGAGUAA
Mycotypha africana is the source of this 1212-nucleotide messenger RNA. RefSeq lists its product as uncharacterized. The record is from RefSeq and is a predicted model, not a curated record. Bases 1 to 1212 code for a protein of 403 amino acids. Gene Ontology annotation, molecular function: protein binding; sequence-specific DNA binding; zinc ion binding. Lineage: Eukaryota; Fungi; Mucoromycota; Mucoromycetes; Mucorales; Mycotyphaceae. The transcript has 3 exons. Gene Ontology annotation, biological process: regulation of DNA-templated transcription.